UUUCCUUACUCUUUUUAUUAAUAGAAGGUAAACCCUGCAAACCAAUCUUGCAAUCUCAACAUCUCUCUCCCUUUGUCUCAGUCAAAGUGAGUGUGAAUUCUGAAUAUGUCACCACCAAACCAAGAAACGAUGCAAGAAAUGCCAAAUAUGCCAAAUAUGCAGAUGAGCUUCUAUUGGGGGAAACAUGGUACUGUACUUUUCUCUGGCUGGCCAAAAAGUGGUGGCAUGUACACAUUGGCACUCUUCUUUGUGUUCUUCUUAUCAAUGGCAAUUGAGAUUCUCUCCAACCAGCCGCCAAUACGGCGCGGGGCUAGACCGGCUUCUGGGGUAACGGCUCAGGCCGUUGUGUACUUCUUCCGAAUCAGCUUCAUCUACUUGGUCAUGCUUGCUGUCAUGUCCUUCAAUGGAGGAAUCUUCAUAGCUGCUAUUCUUGGUCACUCCUUGGGAUUCUUCUUAGCCAAGUUUCGAGCUGUUGCCAUGGCCAACAGGGAACCCUCUGAUCUUGAACAAAAAGUUUGAAAAGAAAGUUUGUAUGCUUGAUUGGAUUGUGUGCUCAUAUUUUUCUGGAAGGAUUUUUAAUUUUCUGUUGUUAUAUACUAGAAAACUUGAGUGGUAAUAAUUACUCGUGUUAUUGUUAAAUAAAUUUUGAAUCUACCUCUUUGUUACAGCCUCUUUUUUUUAUCUAAAUUUUCAGCUUGAGGAUAAGGCGCUCCAACUCUUUGGAUUAAGGAGCUGCAAUAAUAUAUUUGUACAUCUAAAAAGAUAAAUCUCUCAACACUUCUCUGUUUCUUUGA
Messenger RNA from Arachis ipaensis, 794 nucleotides. Its product is annotated as copper transporter 4. Gene Ontology annotation, molecular function: copper ion transmembrane transporter activity. Gene Ontology annotation, biological process: copper ion transmembrane transport. Lineage: Eukaryota; Viridiplantae; Streptophyta; Magnoliopsida; Fabales; Fabaceae. The record is from RefSeq and is a predicted model, not a curated record. Gene Ontology annotation, cellular component: plasma membrane.